AUGCUCAUGGGCCUCCUGGUGGUGAUCUCUUUGCUGACCCUCCUCGGGGCGGGCUUCGCACAAGGCGCCUUGGUGGCCUAUUACCCCUUCGACAGCACGUGUGACUACAGCGGCCUGUCCGGCUACUGCCUCAACACCGUACCCGCUGGCAAGGCAGCGAGCGGCGCGGCCCUAUCUGCUGAGGGCAAAUUCGGGAGUGGCGUGGCGCUCACAAGCUCUUCCAGCAAUUUCUCGGUGGCCGCUUGGAUCAAGCUGGCCUCCACCACCAGCUACGUGCCUCGCGUGAUCGCACAGAGGCCCGGCACCCUGCGGUUCCAACUCAUCACUUCCACCUCCUCCGCCUUCUCGUCCUUCUACGCACUGUCCUGCAAGAUCGUGUUCUCUUCGCUGGAGACGACGACGGACUCGAGCUUCGAGUACCCCAGGACGUCGACGGACUGGACGCACGUCGCUUGCGUCUAUAACUCGUCGCACCUGUGCGUCGCCAUCAACGGCACCAUGCGCGCUUGCCGCCCAGCCUCGGCGCCGCAGAUCACGACCAGUAGCUUGCAGCUGUAUGCGGGGCUCACCACGGACAGCCUGCGAGGGUACAUGGACGAGCUCAAGUUCUACGACCACGGCCUUACGCCCGGUGAACUCGAACUGCUCAACAAGGGCACCGCCGCCAACGACGCACCCGCUGCCACCAUAACUGCGGAGGGGAUAGGGAAUGGCACCAGCUGGAACGUUCCGACGCUGUCCAACCUGGUGGUCAACGCCACGGGCGUCGACCAGCAGAUGGCCUACUCGGGCGAUCCGGGCACCGAGCUCUGGUACACGUGGACCGUCCUCAGCAGCGCCUGCGAGAUCGCCGAAAUCAGCAACACGUCGGUCCAGGCCCCGAAGCUCAUGCUCAACAACCUGGGCGCAUUCGAGCUUCGGCUGUGCGUGACGGACGGCGAGCUGUCGUCGGCCGCUGCGAGCGUGAGCGUGCUGGCGACGGCGAGCACGCCGGCGAUCCUGUCGCAGCCCGACGGACCCAACCUGAACGUGCCCCUAGGCGCGGUGGACUUUGAGGUGGUGGUGCUGGCCUCGGGCCUGCCGCGCCCGACCUACCAGUGGCAGUACCUCACGCUCGUGCCGGUCAACGCCACAGCCAACUCAACCACUCCCGACAGCAACGACACGCUGGUGAGGCGCAGCAGCGGCAGUGACGACGAAUACGACCAGUCGUUCUACGCCGACUGGGCGCCCCAGUACCGGGUGGUCAGGGCCAGCAACGGCACCUUCACAGAGGUGUGGAACAACAUCGCCGGGGCGACGGAGAGCACGUUCUACAUCAACGGGACGGACGAGUUCGCUGGCAUGGUGAUUCGCUGCCUGAUCACCAACAGCGCCAACUUCACCACGUCGACGGCCUACACGGUGGUCCUUGUGUCGGCUCUGCCGUCUCCCUCCGCACCCACCGUCCCAUUGCCAGGGCAUGGACGCUCACGCGGGGACGGAUCGAUCAGGGACGGCGGGUCGGACAGCGGACCCAUUGUGGGCGGAGUGGUCGGGGGAGUCGCCGGCUUCGUGUUGCUCCUGCUGCUCGUGCUCCUGGUGCUCGGAAUUUUGUUGGCACGCCGGAGCGGCCGGCGCAGAAGGCAAAAGAAGCUGCGCCAGCCCAACUUUAGUGUGCUGGCCUACGGAGAGGUCAAGGAUGCCGGCUCCAUUCCCAAGAGCAGGCAGCAGGCUUUGGAGGAGUUGGAGCAGCUGCUCAUUUCUGAAGACGGAAGGAUCGUGCACGCGAUGACCCACAAGAUGGUGGCCACCGACGCCGACAAGAUGUCGAAGGCGGUGAUGUGCGUGUUCGAGUCGAACCAGCUGGGCUAUCAGAUCCUAGAGCAGCGCAUCAGCAGGGAGGUCGAGGCUGCUCCCGACGCCGGCACCCUGUUCCGAUCCAACAGUCUGUCGGUGCGGAUGUUCAGCUUCUACGUCCGCAUGGUGGGCCUGCAGUAUCUGUGGUUCACCCUCGUCACCUCCGUCCAUUCCCUCAACGACAACGCCGUCGAGUCCUUCGGCGCCGAAUCAGAGGAGCUGGCAAGCAAGAAGUCGCGGUAUAAGCUGGACAAGUCCGAGCUGUCGGAACACAGCGGGUUCAGCCUGGACCUGCUGAGCACCACGUCGAUGGAGAUCGACCCGCACCGGAUCGACGACGCGUCGGACACCACCAUCAACAGCCUCGAGCUGUGGCUCGCCGCGCAGAAGCUCUUCAAGUGCAUCGUAGACAGCGAGAAGAUCAUUCCCACGCAGAUCAAGCAGCUCAUGCGACACAUCGACUCAGAGGUGGGCGCCAAGUACGACGCGCAGGCCCAGUUCCGGAGCAUGGGCGGCUUCCUUUUCCUUCGCAUGCUCUGCCCCGCCCUCAUGGCGCCCCAGGUCUACGGCCUCCUUGACUCUCCGCCGCACCCGGUGGCCCAGCGACAGUUGAUUCUGGUGGCGAAGGUGCUGCAGAACCUUGCCAACGACACCCUGCCGGGUACCAAGGAAGCGUACAUGGAGCAGCUCAACUCGUUCAUCGUGACCAACAAGGCCAGCCUGGAGCGGUUCUACGCGAAGGUGCUUGAGGGCGCGGACCGCGGCCGCGCGGCGGAGACUGAGGUGCCGCUCAAGACCAAGUUCAGCGCGCUCAACGCGCUGCAGCGCUACCUCUCGGCGCACAUCGAUGACGUGGAGCACGCCCUGCGACAUGACGACGGGCGAGAAGAGAUCAUCGACGAACUCAAGGCAGUGCUGGCCCAGCUCAACGAUGACAACGUCUGA
Molecule: messenger RNA, 2784 nt
Organism: Acanthamoeba castellanii str. Neff
Lineage: Eukaryota; Discosea; Longamoebia; Acanthamoebidae
Product: GTPase-activator protein for Ras family GTPase
Exons: 15
Coding region: 1-2784 (927 amino acids)
Biological process (GO): regulation of GTPase activity
Source: RefSeq, a predicted model, not a curated record